UAAACGUCGUAUAUACAUCCGACGUGCUUGUGUGUGCGUGUAUGAGCGAAGCAAUAUGUAAGUCUGCGAUUUAUAAAUGUGCGGUGUGUGAUACACAUACAAACUUAGCGCAGUAGCGCACGGCAUGGAUGAGGAGCAGCAAUAGCUCGUACUCAGCAGCAGCAGGCCAGCGUCUGUCAUCUAAGCGCUCGUCGUCGAUCGUCGUCGUCGCUGAAAGUCGGGGGACUUUCAUUGCACUGCAGCGUGCUUAUUAUAACAUAUACAGCGUAAUACAAAAGUUGCACUCGCAGCAGCAGCAGUGCAAUCGCAACAGUGUAAUAAUACAGCCGAGUGAUCACGAUCAGCAGAGCAGCUUUCGUUUCCCCCAGGUCGAGUUGUCGUCGUGUCGGGUCGGAUCGACCCGAGAAAGAUCCAAGCCUACCCCGAGUCGAGAGCAACGCAACGCGACGAUGAGGAGCGUCGUCGCAUUGGAUCUCAACUGAAUAAUGCUGAAUCAACGUCAUUUAUACCACCUACUGCAAGUAGGUGUUGGCUUGAUUGGCCAGAAUGAUUUACAUCAGAGACAUUUAUUUUCCAGUUGAUGCUUUUGAUAUGACUUUGUAGCAUUUUUUGUAAGCUUAUAUCGCUUAGUUCAUAGUUGUAGUAGUUGGAGGAGGUGCACUGCCUCUUUGGAGAAAUAUUUUACUGCUGAUAAAGGAAAGAUAAAAAGAAACCUUCUAUGAGGCUGGGGCUUGAUCUUUUGCACGAGCCAGUUCUCACUUGAGGUGGAGGAAAUUUUUUUCAAGGCUAAUUCCAAUGAACAAUGAACCAUUCCGGAAGCGGUAAACGUCAAGCCAAAGUUUUAGAAGAAAACUACUGGGAUUGUAGUGUUUGUACUUAUCGUAAUACAGCAGAAGCAUUCAAGUGCCUAAUGUGUGACGUACGCAAAGGUACCUCCACGCGGAAACCGCGUAUCAACCCUCAACUGGUCGCCCAGCAGGUAAAGACCAAAACAAUUAAGAAGGAGCCAGGCAGUGGUGGCACAUCAACAGCAAGUAGUGGUAUUGGUAAAGAUGGCAGAUUAAAGUCUAAACGUAAAUCUCGUCAUCCUCCAAGACUGAAGAAUAUUGAUCGAAGUACGGCCCAGAGUAAUGAAGUUACAGUUAACAAUGUAACUGUCAUUAUUACUGAAUAUAAGCCCAAAGUGAAAAAAUCAACAAGUAGCGAGCAGUCUGGUAUAUCCAGUAGUGCUUCAUCUGAAAAUGGUAGUCAGCAUGAUUCUAAUCAAGAUUCAAGGAGUCUUGAUAUUGGCACUGAUGCCUGAUUUGUGAAAUAGUGUGAUUCAGAGACACUCUAUAACAGAGUUGAUCACUAGUGUUUGUACAUUGUUUCGACACAGCUCAAAGUGAAUUAUGACAGACAUUUUUAUAAAAAUCAAUCAUUUUUAUAGGUAGCGUCAGACAUUUUUUUAAAUCAUGGUGUGUAUUACAAUA
This is a messenger RNA of Trichogramma pretiosum, 1472 nucleotides long. RefSeq names its product YY1-associated factor 2 (gene RYBP). Gene Ontology annotation, biological process: positive regulation of DNA-templated transcription. The record is from RefSeq and is a predicted model, not a curated record. Gene Ontology annotation, cellular component: nucleus. Bases 803 to 1303 code for a protein of 166 amino acids. Lineage: Eukaryota; Metazoa; Arthropoda; Insecta; Hymenoptera; Trichogrammatidae. The transcript is spliced from 3 exons. Gene Ontology annotation, molecular function: transcription coregulator activity; DNA binding.